Messenger RNA from Theileria equi strain WA, 285 nucleotides. RefSeq lists its product as hypothetical. Lineage: Eukaryota; Apicomplexa; Aconoidasida; Piroplasmida; Theileriidae. The record is from RefSeq and is a predicted model, not a curated record. The transcript is spliced from 2 exons. Bases 1 to 285 code for a protein of 94 amino acids.
AUGCACCUCAUGGAUCCCUUGUACAGCUACUAUCGCUCCAUAAUAUCCUCACUCAACGCCACAAACACCUACGAAACAAACGCAGAACUGCUAAGAGAAAUCAAUGACGUCAACCCCGAAGUCGUGAGAGGGGCGUACGGCUUGAUCAACGACUGCAAGAUUGUGAGAUUUGUCUAUUCUCCAGACGACGAAACUGAACUCCAGGCGUUUUACGCUCUCGACGGGAAUGAGAAGGAGUGUCUCUUUAUGAGCGGAUUUUGCACAUGUAAGUUUUGUAUGAUGUAA